AUGUACGUCAGUGACACCCGUGCAUUCGAACCUAUUAAAUCACUUGGACACGCCAAUUACCCCAGUUCCAAUGUUUUUGUAGUGAUAAUUAGUGAAGUGUUUGAAUGUCCUGAGGACUACCUCAUAAUGCCCCUUAAAAAGAUGUGAGGAGUAAUGAGUUGGUUCGACGCGUCAGGUUUCGCCAGUCUGGCAAAAUCAGCCCUGAAGGAGGCCCAGAAAACAAUAGACAAGGCCCUGGACAUAAAAGAAGAGGAGCAGAGAGCAGCUGGCGCAGCAGUGAUAAACGAAUCCAAUUUCUUCUCUGCAUGGGGCAUCAAGAGUGAAACAGAACUCCCCAGUGAUGCGGAGCUAGCCUCGACGAGUGGAAAAAACGACAGCAGCAUCUGGGGGAGUUUCACAGGGUCUUUCUUCGAGACUCCUGGAAAAGAUGGGGAAGGAAAAAUCCCGAGACGUUCAGAGUCGUUUGACGAUAAAUCCGAGUCUCCCUCCACUGCUAUUACACCCUCAAUGUCACUGCCAGACAGCCUGACUCGUAUGCAGUCCAGACUUGCAGCUAAAAUUCCUGACGAUCUUGAAACUCAACAGUUGAACCCACAAGCAGCUGUUGAGAAUCCCCAGAGGCCGGAGAAAUCUCCCAGACGAGAAAUCAACGAAUUAGAAUCAAAAAUCGUGUCGGACUCCUCAAGGAUAUCAGAAAAACGAGACUCCCUGACCCAGAAGAUAAACAGAAUAUCGAUAAUCUCGUCGGGAAGUGACAAAAGGAGUUCAGAGAGCGUUGAAAUUCUGGGAUCAAGAUCAGAAACCAACACAGACUGCACAACGACUCCAGAAUCCGAUCUGAUAUCCCCCAGUACGUCACUGAGUGCAUCAGCCAUCGAUGCAAAAAGAAACUCUGAUUCAGUGGAGGUCCUCCCAGAUAGUUCAGUGACAUCUCCAAGUUCAGUUGAAAUUCUGGAGGACAGAUCAAAGUCGGAAAGUUUUUUUCUCUCCAUCAGCCAAGAGAAAUCCCCAGAUGGAGGGACGACAUCGAUCGAGCCUGAUUCUGAUGUCACACAGGGGUCGGACGUCUCCUCGUCAGACAUAUCUCCAUAUGCAUCGCCCCUGGAGGAGACUAAAAUCCCUAGAAUCGAGGACAGCGAGAUUCCUGGGUCCCUUCCACAAACGAGGCUGAUGUCCCUCAGUGUUGAGAAGACAUCUUCUCCGAUCAAUGUCGAAGCGCCUCAGAGUGUUGAUGAGCUUGAUGAAAUCAGCCAGGCUGAGGACUCCUACACCUCUGCGUCAGAGAGCACGACUGUGAUGACGGUCCUAGAGACAAUUCAACAGCAGAUCGACCAGAGCAAAGGGAAAAUGUACGAGAGUGGGGAGAGCAAGCCCAUCUGCAUGGCUCCAGUGUCUUCCCAGUUAGAAUCUAAUUUGGAUUCGUUGAAGGAUGUCAAACAGAGUCUUCAUCUGGCUCUGGAGCCCAUCACAACUCAGCCAAUUAGAAAAUCCGAGUGUUUGGCUGAGAAGAUGGAGUCUUAUGAUCCUGAUAUCAUCAAGAGCACUACUAUUGAGCCUUCGGAGUUUGAUGAGACUUGCUCGGAGUAUGGGAGGGGCAGUUCUGAGACUGCUGGAACUCUCCUGACAGACUCCAGUUGCGAGGGGACACUUAUAGAAACUAGCUCCGAGGAGAUCCCGACGCUCAGGAAUACUCAGGAGGAGGAGGGCGAGGAGGCACCUUUGACUUCCAGCUCGUAUGUCAAGAAUAUGCUGGCUGACGCCAUGGUGGAGAAGGGGGAGAUCAUUGGGGGGCUAGAGGGCCGAGGGAUGGAGAUCCCGCCCAGGGAGAAUUCUCCCAUUUCGUCGGAGAGCCGUUCUGAUCUGGUGAAAAUCGGCUCUGAUCAUGCCAGUGGACAUACUAGUGGCGAUGAACUCGAAACUACGACUUCCAGUGACAUUGAAAUUAUUUCAAGUCCAAAUGGAGAUUCAAGUUCAACGCAAUCCCGUCAAUCCCCAGCGAAUCUCCACUGCAACAAAGCCAGUGAUCUCCUCACCAAAACCCUGAAAAUCCGAGGCCACUCUCGCGAGCUGAGUGAAAUAAGCAUCGGCUCGGACGCAGCAAGUCUAGAAAUCGAGAAGCUCCUAAAAAGAAUUCAAGAGAUGAAUGAAAUUCUCGAAGUAAGAGAAUCCAAACUGAUCGACGUGAGUCGUAUGAACAUGGAGCUGCACGAGCAGAACAAUCACCUGAAAAUUCAAUUGGAGUUCUGGGAGAAACGAGGCCAACAACACCAGGACUUGAACGUAAUAACCGACGAGUAUACCCAACGAAUGUCAGCACUGGAGAAGAAAUUUCAGCAGACAAUCAGAGAGCGCGAUCUACUUAAGGAUCAGCUGGAAACCCUGAAGAAGGAGAUGUCGAGUCAGUCGUCGUCGGCCAACGCCGAGAAAGAUGAGAUAAUAAACCAGUUGAGAGAAGAGGGCGAGAAGCUGAGUAAACAGCAGCUCCAGCACUCUAAUAUAAUAAAGAAAUUGCGAACAAAAGAGAAGGAGAAUGAGACAACACUGAAAACUCAGAAGGACCAUCUUGAGGAAUUAACGUCCGAAUUAGAACGACUUAAACGUUCGUUACAUGCUAAAGAGGAAGUUGAGCGCAGUCAAAUUGAAGCUGUGCACACGUUGACGGCGAGGGCCAAGAAGCAGGACAAGGACAUAACGAUGUUACAGGAGAAAUUAGACACGACAGUGCAGAAAAUGAAUGCCUACAAAAUGAGCUUGGAUGCUGCUAAAGCUGAAUUGACUGAGACCAAAAUCAAUUUCACCACUGUUGAGGAGGAGUUGAAGCAGGCGUUAGACAAUGCUGGUGAGUCCUGCAGGCUGGGAGCACAGGUGGAGGAUCUUAAAGCAAAACUACGUCAGACUGAGGAGAAUCAUGUGAGGAAGAUCGAAUCGAUCAAACUGGAGAAGAGUGAAUUAUUGAAGAGACUGGAGGCUGCUGAAACGAGGAGUGAAGAGCUCUCUGAAUCAGUGUCACUAGCCACUCAACCACUUCUUCGUCAACUCGAACAACUUCAGACAAACCUUGCGCACAAGUCGUCGGCUUACUUGAAGCAGGAGAAGAUAAUGUCAGAGAAGAUUGACGAGUUGCAGACCAAGUUAGACAGUACGAUCGCUACGGAUCGCUCGCUCAUGGAGGAGAAUUUGAAUUUGAAAUCCAAGGUAACGAGUUUGGAGUCGCAGGCAAAGCGCAAGGAUGUGGAAAAAACGAAAUUAGAAGAGACGUGUGAGGCUUUGAAAUUGGAGAGUGAAAAGUUGACGGUUGAGAUUGAAAGCCUUCGUGGGCAGAUUGGAAAUAUGGAAAAAACCCAUCAAGAGGAGGUGAGGGAAUUGAGGAGGGAGAUUGAAUCGCUGAGUGAUAAAUUGUCGGUGGAGAAGGCGGCGAUUGACGCGGAAAAGAGGAAGAAUAUUGUAUCGCUCGAGCAACAGCAGGGUGUGGGGGAGGAGGCGAGAAUGAGCCCCACUUCUAGCCUCAGGAGGGAUUCCAUUAGCAGCACGAAUAGCGUCUGGUUGGCGUUCAAUGAUUCCGUAUUUGAUACAAGCUCAGGACGUUUCCCGAAUGUUUACGAGGGUCUGAGAACAAGUACAAACACAACAUCGACUAUUGAAACCCUGCAGGCACAGUUGAAAGCACGUGAAGGUGAAAUACAGACUCUCCAGUGGGAGUUAUCGCGUAGAAACAAAGAACGAGACGCAUUGGAAAUGGAGCUAUCGAAUUUAUCGCAGAAAGUUGACGAACUAACUGCCAAAUUGACCGAAGUGGAGGCUUUGAAUGCCAAUUUAAAUGAAAUUCAAACUAGGUACGACGCUCUGUUGCAAAUGUAUGGGGAGAAGGUGGAGGAGACUGAGGAGUUGCGAUUGGACCUGGAGGACGUCAAGGACAUGUACAAAAGCCAGAUCGAUCAGCUGCUGAAAAGGGACACGUAGGUCUAGUCAGCAUCAAUUGGAACGAAGUGUCGAUAAACUUUAUGAUUGAAUCGGUAAAUUAGACAUUUUCUCGUUCACUUUUUCGAGUGACUGAGUUAAUGACAUUUCGAAUGAGUGCAAUAACAUGGCCUUCGCGUCGCAGGUCGGCUAGAGACGUGCAUUCCUCCUUGUGAAUAUUUAUUGCGAUUGAAUUUUUUCAAGUUUUUCAUGCGAAAUAUGCGUCUGCAUUGAGAUGAUAGAGAUAGAAAAAAGGGAUUUUAUUUCUUCUUGAGACUGAAAUAUGCGAGGAUAUCGUGGGGAUUCGGUUCAAAGGGAAUGCCUUGUGUGAACGUAUUUGUAAAUAGGUAUGACAUCAUUUAAAUAUGAAAUUUAUCGUGAGAAAAAGAUUAUCUACGGGCAAGUGCCAUUCUUGUACCAGUAUACGCGGAUUACCGCGUAUUUUAUCAUUUCAAAUCAGAGAAUCAUGUAAAGUUUUGGGAUAAUUAUACACGGUGAUAAUUAUUCAAGUCAUGUAAAUUUUUUUAGAAUAAUAAUUUUAUUGAUAAUUGCUCUUUCGGCGGCGCCCACACCACAAUGGGGACGAAGGUUUUUGGGAUGAAAAUUUAAUCGAGCCUAGAUUACUGCAUUAUUUUGUUCAUUUUUUUCCAAUCGGUUUAUCUGAAUUUUUAUGUCGUUUAAAAUUGUCAAGAGAUAGUAUUGAAUUGUUUUUGUUUUUAGUUCUUGUUGAUAAAUGAAUGAUUAUUACCAAGGAUCGAGAAAAAUUCUUUCUUGUACGAGAAUAAAUGAUAUUAAAUAAACGAUAAAUUUGUUACAUCA
Molecule: messenger RNA, 4776 nt
Organism: Diachasma alloeum
Lineage: Eukaryota; Metazoa; Arthropoda; Insecta; Hymenoptera; Braconidae
Gene: Tmf
Product: TATA element modulatory factor
Exons: 5
Coding region: 154-3960 (1268 amino acids)
Cellular component (GO): Golgi apparatus; endoplasmic reticulum
Source: RefSeq, a predicted model, not a curated record